Molecule: messenger RNA, 1886 nt
Organism: Mollisia scopiformis
Lineage: Eukaryota; Fungi; Ascomycota; Leotiomycetes; Helotiales; Mollisiaceae
Product: GMC oxidoreductase
Exons: 2
Coding region: 93-1877 (594 amino acids)
Molecular function (GO): flavin adenine dinucleotide binding; oxidoreductase activity, acting on CH-OH group of donors
Source: RefSeq, a predicted model, not a curated record
CUCUCUUAAGCAGAAAUUUGCCAAGUCUUGACCUCCCUUGUCCAAUUCCUUCCUCGAAUCCUACUUAUUUGUUCUGUCGAGAUAUCAUCGAAAUGUCUUCGGAAAUCUAUGAUAUUGUCAUCAUUGGUGGCGGUACUUCGGGCCUUGUUCUGGCCAACCGUCUCUCCGAGGAUCCGAAUUUACAAAUUAUCGUUCUCGAGAGCGGCGAAGAUCGUAGCGCAGAUCCGAAUACAUUGACUCCGGGGGCUUGGCCGUUGCUUUCGAAUUCUCCAGAUAAUUGGACAUUCCAAACGGUCCCACAAAAAGACCUCGUGAGGCAGAUCACAGUCCCGCAGGGGAAGGCUCUCGGAGGUUCGAGCGCAAUCAAUAGCUUUCUGUUCACCUCCACGUCCAAGGCGACGGUGGAAGGAUGGAAGAACCUGGGCAAUGAGGGCUGGGACUAUACCGCGUACGAGAAGGCUCUGAAGAAGUCAUUCACUUUACAUAAGCCCUUGGGAGUGACUGAAGGGAGCGGUCCACUCCAGGUUACACUUGGUACACCUGAGAGUCUUUGGCAGAAAGCCUGGAUUGACGGCCUAGAAUCGGUGGGGUUCCCGAAAACCGAUCCCCUCUCUGGCCAUCUAGGCGGUCCCAAUAUUGCCCCUGAGAGUAUCGAUCCUCGAACGAAGCAGAGGAGCUAUGCUACCAAUGCAUAUCUGGACCCAGUUCGAAGCCGACCCAACCUGACCAUUCGAACCGGAACGAGCGUCACCAAAGUGUUACUCGAGAGACUGUCAUCGACCGACGAUGCUGUUGCUAAAGGCGUUCAGUAUAUCUCCAAGGACGGAUCUUCCCACAGUGCUGGAGUUCGUAAAGAGGUUAUUAUCUCGGCUGGGGCCAUCAACUCGCCCCGUAUUCUCGAGCUCUCGGGCAUUGGUGGGGCUGAUUUGCUUCAACAUUUGGGAAUCGAUGUCAUCGUUGACAACCCACACGUCGGCGAGAACCUUCAGAACCACGUCUUUACCGGACUGGUUUUUGAAGCAAGCGAUGACGUGGAAACUCUAGAUGCUUUCUUCCGCCAGGAUCCCGAUGCCGUAGCCACUGCCAUGCAGGACUAUGGCACGAAGGGGACGGGUCCUCUGAGUACCAGUAACAUGACAACCAUGGCCCAGCUUCCGCUGCCCGAGUUCCACACAGAGGUUGGACGCAAAGAACUUAACCAAUUGUUCGACUUGAGCGCCCUAGAUCCCGACUCAGACUCGGAUACACGGACUACACCAGCCUUCGCCGCCGCACAUAAGACCUUCGUACGCUCAAUUCUCACCGAUCCAUCCGAAGCACUGGGCAACUACGUCUUCGGCGCAGGAUAUGCACCUUUUGACGGUCCCAGUCCAGCCUAUCGUGCUCCCGGCAAACAUGUCUCGGUUGCAAUCGAGUUGUCUCACCCUCUCUCCCGCGGCUCCGUACAUAUCACCAGUGCCUCACCAGAGCACGUCAGCACGAAUGAGGGCCUUAGAAUUGACUCUCGCUACUUGUCGCACCCGCUAGAUCUCGAGGUGCUUGCACGCCAGGUCCGCUUCACCGAGGACAUCAUCAGCCGCGCAGAGCCACUCACGCGUUAUCUGAAGCCGUAUACCAAGCGAUUCACGGACUUGGCCGUGACAAAGGAUUAUGUUCGUCGCACAGUGGAUAAUGCUUACCAUUACACUGGCACAUGCUCGAUGAUGCCACGUGCCAUGGGCGGCGUGGUAGACAACAGGCUGCGCGUCUAUGGUUGCUCCAACGUUCGCGUAUGUGAUGCGAGUAUUGUACCCUUAGAGCCAACGGCAAACCCUCAAGCAGUCAUCUAUGGGAUUGCCGAGUUGGCGGCUAGCUUCAUCAAGGAAGACACACUGUGAGUCGAGGAC